Molecule: messenger RNA, 1842 nt
Organism: Drosophila ananassae
Lineage: Eukaryota; Metazoa; Arthropoda; Insecta; Diptera; Drosophilidae
Gene: Cpr49Ac
Product: larval cuticle protein LCP-30
Exons: 7
Coding region: 276-1457 (393 amino acids)
Cellular component (GO): chitin-based extracellular matrix
Molecular function (GO): structural constituent of chitin-based larval cuticle
Source: RefSeq, a predicted model, not a curated record
CAGAACACAAUAAGACAAAUUAUUUAAUUGAUUAUAUAUGUAAUUACAAGUAUUUGCGACACUGAUACCCCAUAUAAAUUAUUGUUUCUGAGAGAGAAGACGAGAACUGAGCCGGCUAAUCAUCUGUCUAAAAAUCAAAAGGGAGCAGCUUCUCAGAGCUCCUCUCCACAAGAGAUUUAAAUGUUGAUUUUUUUUGGUUUAAUUUGUAUUUUUUGGUAUGGAGAUGAACCGAGGUGAACUGACGAAUCUCUCGGAGAAUUUUUAGGCGCGUCGAAAUGCGUCGAGAGAAACGCGAUCUUCGAUCUGAGAUUCCAGAUCUGAGAUCUGCGACUGCGAACCUGGCACAUUUCUAUAUAAAUCCGGUGUACUUGAACGGAAACCAAACAUUCCUGUUGCAAUCGCCUUCAGAGCAGGAUUACCCAGUCGCAUCAGUCUACAGGAUACUUCUUUCCAAAAGGAUAAACGAAUUUAAAUCAACAAACAUGUUCACCAAGUCCAUGCUGAGCUUCUCCUUGCUGGUGGCCCUCUUUGCUGUCUGCCACACCAGCCCCGUUCCCGAUGACAAUGGCAAGUAUACGGUUUCCCCCCAAAACUCUAACGACGGCAGAUAUCGCGCCAUUGAUGAUGGACGUUACCAUCCCAGUUCCCAGAACGAAGGCCGGAGUGGUGCACAGGAUAGUUUAGGUCGCUAUCACCACAUGCCCCAGCCCUACCAGCAUGUGACCGAUCAUCGCGAACUGGGAAUCUACCACCACAUUCCAUAUCCCUAUGACGGUGGUUAUGGACCCUAUGCUGGCCUCAAUCUUCCCUAUGUCCAUGAUGACAGGCCCUACAACCACGACCUGUACACAUCCACGACCACGAAGAAACCCACUACCACCACCAAGAGGACGACGACCACCACCACCACGACCACCACUACGCCCAGGAGUAUCCUCUUCAACUACGACGACGAGGGUCGUCACAAGAUCCUGCACCAGGAGGAGAUCCGCAAGAAGGACAAAUACGAUCAUGCUUUCCUGACUGAGAACGGCAUCUAUGGCGAGGAACAGGCUAAGCUCCACCACACCGGUGGAACCCACGCCAAGGGCUUGUAUGAGUACACUGGCGACGACGGCAAGCUCUACCGAGUGAACUAUGCCUCCAACGACGGUGGAUUCAUGCCCGAGGGUGAGCACAUCCCCACUCCGCCCCCAAUUCCCGAGGCCAUCGCCCGCGCCCUCAAGUACGUGGAGGAGCAGCACAAGGCCCAAGGAGGAGCUCAGUUCGACCACCGCGGCUUCCGCAUCAACCACAUGACCAAGGAAAUCAAGGCCCAGAUCAAGACCAUGCACUCGCAGCACCUGCCCAAGGAGCUCAGCGAGCAGAUUAAGAUGCUGGAGCAUGAGGUGGAGCUGGCCGAGGAGGAGGAGCGUGAAGAGCUGGAGCGCGAGCGGAAGGCGGCACUGAAACACUAAGAUCUAGUCUCGAGUGCAUCCUGCAGUGUCCCUCAUCCUCAGCCACAAGUCCCACUAACCCUUAAGGAGUCCCCAAAAACCACGUCCUAGUCCACUUAGAACCCAAAAACCCAACUCCAUUCCCCCACGCAUUUGCCUAGUGAUCCUUCCGGGCAAAAACUAUAACAAGCCAUCGCAAAACCACAAAAAAAAAAAAUGAAUCCACUAAAAAAUGAAUGAAAAUGUGAAAAACUCAUGUGGCAACCGGAAAAUGUUCGUAUUUAUGUUAUUUCGUAUUUAUUUAUCCAACGAACCUGUCGAAUUUGACGAUGUUGCUAUGCAUAAGAUAAUUAAUUUGUUAUUUGGUAUAUAUCGCAAUAAAGCCAACUAAAUAUUUUGUUAUAAA